Messenger RNA from Sitophilus oryzae (rice weevil), 1099 nucleotides. It is a transcript of the gene Vps60, whose product is annotated as charged multivesicular body protein 5. Bases 90 to 761 code for a protein of 223 amino acids. The record is from RefSeq and is a predicted model, not a curated record. The transcript has 6 exons. NCBI's taxonomy places the organism in Eukaryota, Metazoa, Arthropoda, Insecta, Coleoptera, Curculionidae. Gene Ontology annotation, biological process: late endosome to vacuole transport via multivesicular body sorting pathway; vesicle budding from membrane. Gene Ontology annotation, cellular component: multivesicular body.
AAUUUUGGUAGAUUAGUCAUUCUGCACUAAUUUAUUGUAAGGAUUUAAGAUAAAUAACCAUCUUCACAGUGAAAAUUUUAACUAAGGAAAUGAAUCGGUUAUUUGGAAAAGGAAAACCAAAGGAGCCUGGUCCUAGUAUCACUGAUUGUAUUGCAGGGGUGGAUUCAAGAGCAGAAAAUGUAGAAAAGAAAAUUGCUGCUUUGGAAAAUGAUCUUAGAAGAUUUAGGGAUCAGAUGUCAAAAAUGCGCGAGGGUCCUGCUAAGAAUGCUGUAAAAGCAAAAGCCUUACGUAUUCUUAAACAGAAAAAGUUAUAUGAGAAUCAGCUGGAUAAUUUGAGGGGUCAAUCAUUUAACAUGGAACAAGCCAACUUUGCUCAUCAAACUUUAAAAGAUACUCAGGCCACAGUUGUGGCAAUGAGAGAUGGAAUGAAAGCUAUGAAAAAAGAAUUUAAGAAGAUUAAUAUUGAAGAUAUUGAUGAUGUUCAAGAUGAAUUAGCUGAUAUGUUAGAACAAGCCGACGAGGUUCAGGAAGCUCUUGGAAGGACAUACAACACUCCUGAAAUAGAUGAUGAUGAAUUAGCAGCUGAAUUAGAUGCAUUGGGUGAUGAAAUUGCAUUGGAUGAUGAUCAGAGCUAUCUUGAUGAUGUUUUGAAGGCACCAGAGGCACCAAGUACUAAACCAGAAUCAAAUAAAGAUAGGACUAAUAAGGAUGGUGUACAAGUUGAUGAAUUUGGGUUACCACAGUUGCCUAGUAAUCAUUGAUAAAAAAGAGAGAAGAGCUUACUUUUGUUGUUUUUUUUUAAUGCCUUUAUAAUAAGAAAAAGUUUCAUAAAUAUUUUAUAUUUUAAAACAAUGGCUUGUAAUUUGUAUUCUUUAUAAGUGAUAAACUAUAGUAAUACAUAGUUUUUGUUAGUUUUUAAAAAAUGCCCUUGGAUAGGUUUAAAAAUGUUUAUAGGUAUAUAAGUUUCUACUAGGUAGUUAAUUAUUAAAAUAUUUUUAUUUGUUAUAUUGAUUUUUCAUUAGGUUUAAAAGUGUUAAGAGUAUAAUAUAAUAAAACGACUUUAUAUCAACAAUGAUAUCCUAAAAUAGGGAUUUUUUAA